Molecule: messenger RNA, 1930 nt
Organism: Bactrocera latifrons
Lineage: Eukaryota; Metazoa; Arthropoda; Insecta; Diptera; Tephritidae
Gene: BBS4
Product: Bardet-Biedl syndrome 4 protein homolog
Exons: 10
Coding region: 11-1633 (540 amino acids)
Biological process (GO): protein localization to cilium; cilium assembly
Cellular component (GO): ciliary basal body
Molecular function (GO): protein binding
Source: RefSeq, a predicted model, not a curated record
CAUCAAUCGCAUGGCCAAUGCGGACGAGAUUGUGUGCAAUGGGCACGUAAUAACGUUGCCCACGCUCGAGGUAGUCAAAGCAGUUCCCAUCAUGGCGGCUGGCACAAACAUCGAUUGGUUGCUCCAUCUUUACUACGCGCGAAGUGAUUUUGUACGCUGUCGUCUAAUAAUCGAACGCGAGCUGCACAAGAGCCUCAAUCCGGAAUACAUGUAUUUUGUGAAGGGCUUAAUUGACCGUGAAGAGGGUAACAACAUCGAAGCGUUGCGCAAUUUACAAAAGGCCCUCGACUUAAAUUCCAAGAAUAUUGAAACCUACAAGGAGAUUGGCAAAACACUCUUCAUUAUGGGUCGUUUCAAUCAGGCGUUGGAUAUUUUUCGCGAAGCCGAAGAGCUCGCCCCACGACAGGACCAUGAAAUUUGUCAUUUCAUCGGUGAAUUGUUGCAUCGCUCAGCGGCGACCGCCAAUCAAUUAACAAUUGCACGUCAAGAGGAGGCCGAGGCGAAAAUGUACUUUGAAAAGGCCGUGCAAACCGGCAAGAAGCUGGAGAGUUUCCAACGGCUCGCCGAAAUACUGCGCAAAGAAAAGGACUAUGCCAAGGCCAUCGAAGUGCUCGAGAACUGUCUGCUCUUAUCACCCGAAAAUAUUGAAGUGCUCACGGAGAUUGGUGUUUUGUAUUUGAAAAUCAACGACAGCCAAAAAGCUUUCGCUCGCCUAUCUGAAGUUAUCGCUUUGGAUAGGAAGUGUCCGAAAGGAUUGUUGGCUUAUGGCGCCAUAUUGCAGUCUCGAAACGAUGUCGACGGCGCCUUGGAAAAAUAUCAAGAAAUCGCUUUGACAGAACCGGACAUACCAGAAUUGUGGAAUAACAUCGGAUUGUGCUUUUUCAAAAAGAAGCAACAAAAAGUGAUUGCGGCGGUUUCUUCGCUGCGCAAAUCGAUCUGGCUUUCACCGCUUAAUUACAAUGCCCUUUAUAAUUUGAGUUUAGUUUAUAUAACAGCACAACAAUAUGCGAGUGCCUUUCACACACUCGCCGCGGCCAUCAACUUGCGCAAGGACAGCGCUGAAUGCUACAUGCUACUCGGAAUCUGUUUACGUAAGUUGGAGGAUACUGAGAAUGCGUUCAAGGCAUUUCAGCGGUCGAGUGAAAUACAACAGCAACAACCAGCGGCUGCCGGACGUAAUCCACUUGUGCAUUUGAACUUUGCGCUCUUUUGUUACGAGACCGGACGCGUUGCGCUUGCCACGGAACAAUUUACACGCUUCGUUAGCUCCUCGCAGGAUCUCCUCCUACCGACCGAAUAUAAAUUCCAAGCGACCAAACUGAAAUCGCUUCUGAAAAUUCCAACAAGUAACAUUUUGACAUCAACACCAACGGGAGCUGCGAGUGAUGCCAUUGAUGCAAUCGACGGCCAACAUAUUGGUAGCGGCAACAACAGCAGCGGCGGCGACGGUAUGAGCAACAAUGGCGUUGAUGACAUCUAUGGAAUUUAUGGUGUGAAACGUCAAGCAGCCGGCAAUAAGCAGGAAUUGCGCAACACCAAGGCCAGAGCACUGGCAACAGCUGCUCUCGCGGCUGCGCCCACUACGUCAUCCGCAGAAAUGCCGCUUGAGGUGAACGCUGUGGUAAAUGCCUGACACGAGCAUGAGUGACGCGUUGGCCGCCGCCAAUAUUUACCACAACAAUCCCCAAACAAUGUAUAUCCUAGCACUAGUACCCACAUUCAUAACAACAGCAACAUCACGAACGUCAACGAUACUGAGCAGCUGGAGGAGAGCACUCGAAGCAAUUGUGCUGAGGAUGCUGGCAAUGAUGGACGGACAGACAAUGCGUUGGCUCGUUGUGACGAAAAUAAAACGACCAGUGGAAGAAAAAUUUUGACCCAGAGCAAUAGCGAUGACAGUGUGGAAAGCUGGUACCGGCAUUGUGGCUGU